Messenger RNA from Mizuhopecten yessoensis (Yesso scallop), 982 nucleotides. RefSeq lists its product as uncharacterized. The coding region runs from base 1 to 981 and encodes 326 amino acids. The record is from RefSeq and is a predicted model, not a curated record. NCBI's taxonomy places the organism in Eukaryota, Metazoa, Mollusca, Bivalvia, Pectinida, Pectinidae. The transcript is spliced from 2 exons.
AUGGAAGGUCCUCUGUACCCAAAAAUAAGUAACAUCAAAAUCUCAGUAAGAGGCGUAGACAAACUACUUGCUGCACUGUACACAAACAAGGAUACCAUAAGUCAGCUACAGAACACGGCUCUAAUACAAAAUAUCACCGACAAUCAACACCAGGAUACCAUAAGUCAGCUACAGAACACGGCUCUAAUACAAAAUAUCACCGACAAUCAACACCAGGAUACCAUAAGUCAGCUACAGAACACGGCUCUAAUACAAAAUAUCACCGACAAUCAACACCAGGAUACCAUAAGUCAGCUACAGAACACGGCUCUAAUACAAAAUAUCACCGACAAUCAACACCAGGAUACGAUAAGCCGGCUCCAGACCACACUCCAAGCACAAACUUUGAUCAACAAUCAGCUUCGUCAGCUGCAGGCCAACAGGGGAUCCGCGGUGUUUACACGUUGGGGGCGAAGGGACUGCCCCGCUAACAUAACGUCCUUUGUCUAUACGGGAUAUGCCGGAGGUUCCUUGUACACGGACACGGGGGCAGCGGCCGAGUACCUGUGUAUGCCCUCUGAUCCUAUAUGGGGCCCACAUAAGGACCUUGUCUACGAUGGUCCCUGGGUUGGUUAUGUAUAUGGCGCCGAGUAUGAAGAUGCUGGUGUGGGUGUUUUUGGCAUGAUGGAUAGUAUGCAUGACGUACCUUGUGUCGUGUGUGUUGUUAACCAGUUUACCUCCUCCCUCAUGUUUCCCGGGCGUACCCAGUGUUACCCUGGCUGGGCUGAGGCUUACCAUGGGGACCUGUCGUCCGGAGCUCAUUCUGCGGCCGCAGCCACUCAGUAUGUAUGUGUGGACCAGCAUCCACAGGCCCUCGAAGGGGGAGGAAACAAGGACGAGAAUCGGAAACUCUUCUACGGCGUUAAAUCGAAAUGUGGACCCCUUCACUGUCCACCUUACGAGGACAAUAAUUAUCUCUCGUGUGUGGUUUGCUUGAAGUAAA